Messenger RNA from Adineta steineri, 882 nucleotides. The record is from the annotation of a GenBank genome assembly. Lineage: Eukaryota; Metazoa; Rotifera; Eurotatoria; Adinetida; Adinetidae.
AUGGCCGUCGCUUUGAGUACAGUUCUAACUGUACUUGUCGUUAUUGCACAUCCUGAUGAUGAAAUACUUUUUGGCGGUUUUAUUCACUCUCUGACACAUCAACUCAAUGCUUCAGUUGAUCUUAUAUGUGUAACAAAUGGUGAAGGUGGUUUUGCAAAUGCAGGAUUAGCUGAAUCGUUCUAUGAUAAUAUAAAAUUAAGAGAAGAGACAAUUGGAAGAAUACAUUUACCACGUAUACGUCAACAGGAAUUGAUGGGAAGUGGACGAAUAUUGGGUAUUAGAAAAUUCUUUUUCUAUGAUCAAUUAGAUUUAGAAUAUAGUCGAGAUACAAAUUCAGUUUUAUCUAACCAAUGGAACAAAGAAUGGGUAAUUGAUCGUUUUCAUCACACAAUAAAACAUGGAAAUGGUAUUCGUGGUUAUGAUUUGAUGAUUGUUAUGCUUCCAAAUGUUAAUUCACAUGGUCAUCAUACAGUAUCAGGUUUACUUGCACUAGAAACUAUUAGCCGUUUACAACAGAUGAAAUCUGCUGAUAUAUUUAUACCAACAAUAAUUGGAGGAUCAGAGUUUGCUCUAGAUCAUCCGCCUAUCUAUCCUGAAAAUCAACUUGCUAAAGUUCUUACAAAUUCAACAGUUAAUGAAUUUCGUUUUAAUCUACGAUGGAAAUUAAUCAAUGUACCAAUUGCUGACUAUCAAACAAUUCUUUAUUGGAUGGCUGCUGAACAUAAAUCUCAAGGUGGUCUUAUUGCUGAAGUGUUUACAGAAUUCAAACGAGUUCAUGAACAAUAUUUUUAUUUUACCAUUAACGAAAGAGAUAAUCUUAGUUCACGUCUUUUGAUGAUACAAAAUCUAUUUACUCAACUUGCUAAUAUUCAUGAACAUUAA